AUGGCUGUCUUGGUGGAGUUGGUGGGGGCUUUGUUGGAUGGCCUCUCUGCUUUCUUUACUAUGGUUCGCGAACAACAUGGCCUAGGGUCUUUCGGUGGGGAGGAUGUACCAUGGCUGCCUCUGCUGCUGCUUUCAGUGCGUGGGUGAUGCUCAUGGAGCCAGCUUCCCCCUCCCUGGCUGUAGGAAAUGUAGGAAAACGUUCAUCUUGUAGGAGCGCGGAAGGUUCCCACAUUUCUGAGUCUUUCUGACAAUUGAACUUCCUUAGUAAAUGUAUAUGACCUCAAUUACAGCCUGACCUGGAUGUAUCUGACCGCAGUUGCGUCCAGAUCCCAGUUGACGAAGUCCCAGUAUGAAUAUACCCUUACGCUAGGAACCGACUAUCGGUCCAUUGCCAUCCUUUCCUCCUCUCUCGCAACAUCUCGAGACUCGCAUCCGUUGAUAGAUGCCGUGUGUGGCUUGCGGCGAAUUUGUGGGCGGUUUGUUAAGGGUGCGUCGAUCUGUAGCUCAAGCGUCCCUCCAUCUUAAUCCCCUGCCUGCAUAUACCUGUCAAUACUGAGGAAUAGCUUGCACUCGUCUGACGAUGGCCAAUCAAGGGGCGAAGAAACGUAAGGACGAGAAUGACCGGCAUCUGGCCUGGCUCCGAAAGCUCGUCAUUAUUGCUAGUGCCGUCCACAUGGUGUUCCGAUUCGCGGUUUUCCAUGCGUCUCUGUCUUGGCUUAAUUGGGUCGGUCUGGCCUUAUCGUUGGCUGCGUAUAAACUCUGCUAUGGCGGCAUUGCAUACUUGGCGCAGCCCACGUAUGACGACAACGGCGAGCUUAUCGAUGGCGGUUACGAUUUGAGCAUGGGAGGCAUGUGCGGGUACUAUCACGACAUUAUUUACAUCACGAGUUUUGUCCACGUGAUGGGCAUCUUGUCCGACAAGGUUUGGUACGUAUACGUCGCCGUUCCAGUUUUCGCAGCGUACAAAUUCUGGCAAUUAGUGCUUUAUCCGUACAUCUUUGAGAUGGGGGGAGGCGGGGAGGAAGAAGACGAGAAAUCGAGGAAAAAAAGGGAGAAGGCGGAGCGGAAAGGCUCCCGGACGAAGUUUGUUAGAUCAAGAAGAUAGAGUACUUGUCAAAUUUGAAGGAAGGAAACUGAACUGCCAGCAGAGGUUGCUCGAGUUGUCGGGGGGUAUUUACUAUUUAGUAUUUACCCAUGAAAGGAAUUUUUUUUGGGUUUAAUUUUGUGGAUUGAAAGCAGGAAGCGAAAGAUACGGAGUUUGCGGUGGCAAAGCUCCUCUUGCUCUUUUUUUUUUUUUUUUUUUUUUUUUUUUCCCUUUCUAAGCCUUAAAUCCAAGAAUAUCACCUCUGACGAUUGAAUACGAAUGCCCCCAACCGUCUGCAUUAAUCAUUACUCCAAUCUCAGAGACCAACGAAACAGUACUGGUGUCUUAUUGCAUCAUUUCCAUGCUAAUAUAUCCUUUUGCCGCUAACAGU
Chara braunii is the source of this 1475-nucleotide messenger RNA. NCBI's taxonomy places the organism in Eukaryota, Viridiplantae, Streptophyta, Charophyceae, Charales, Characeae. The record is from the annotation of a GenBank genome assembly.